This is a messenger RNA of Nematocida major, 2550 nucleotides long. RefSeq lists its product as uncharacterized. The record is from RefSeq and is a predicted model, not a curated record. NCBI's taxonomy places the organism in Eukaryota, Fungi, Microsporidia. The transcript has a single exon. Bases 1 to 2550 code for a protein of 849 amino acids.
AUGCGAAUAUUCAUUGGCAUCCUAAUGGCACAGCAGAUAUGUGCAAGGCUUUCUUUUUCGCAGAUUGAGCGUAUAAACAGCAUGGUGUUCGAAGACGGCGCGGAGUCCAGAACGAUAAACACAACCGGCCCUCUUAACAUGGCGCGCGGGUAUAUAUAUCGCGAAAGAGGGUUUAUGCACAACAAGAGAUUCUUUUCACCUGAAAUCAGAACAGUGUACAGUGCAGGGCAUCUUGAGGACAGCGCUUCGGGGAAUGUUGUGCACACGUACGAAAGACACCCGGAGAAGGACAGUGUCUUUAGGUUCACGCAGAACAUGUACAUAGUAAAGCCGUACACAUUUGAAUACCACACUGCGCUUAUCUACAUGUUUCCGUCAGAAGACGGCGAACUCUCGAUUGAAACCAAGCAAGAGGACUCGUUUUUCAACUUCCUUCAAGAGAGGUCUGUCCGCGGGCAGGACAUGUACAUUCUUGCGUCGCUUCUGCUGCUGAGCGAGGGAGUGGAGGUAGACCUCGAGUAUGAGAAGGACACAAAGAAGAUAACUCUCUGGAAAAACAACGAAGACACACGUUUUUUUAAAGCGAAAAUGCAGACCCGCGCGAAAGCCCCGCAGCCCAAUGGCGCAGAGUUUGUCGAGCAAACCAAAGCAGCUUGCAUUAUCCAGUUCUUUAAAAACUACAGAAAAGCAGAAAGCCCGCCCUAUGCAGAAGAUGUGUUUGCGGAGGGAGGCUUUUUGAACAGCAUGCAAUUUCUGAUUCAGACAUAUCUGUUUGAGUACAUCUCUACAGAAGAGGACAUGCGCUGUUUUUGUAUGUGCCUGUGCAAAAUACUAGAGGACACAAUACUGUUUCUGGGCAGGAACUACAGCACGGAAGUCGCGCAGAGAAACGCAGUCGACGCGUUGAAUAGAUGCUUUGCGGUGGCUGGCAAACACCCAGACCCUCUGCUUAGCGGAGUAAAGGCAAUUUGCGAGUUUAAAGAAGCAGCCGGGUUUCCGUUUAUACAGGAAAGCCAGAUGAACACCGAUGUGCCGGUGCAGGAGCAUGGCGCUACGGCUCAGGGGCUGGGCGUGGAAAGAUUGAGCUGCAGUAACAGUGUGGAAAUGUGCAUAUACUUCUUGCUAUGCAGCAUCAUAUACGACAAACAAACGAAAAGCUUCUGUCUGGACAGAAUUCCUAACGCCUCAGAAGAAAUGCAGAUGUUUUUUCAUCUGUACAGCGAGCCUGAAAAAACAGUCGGCAUUGAGAUGCAGAAAAGUUGGGGUGCUGUUUUUUCAAGCCUGGCCUGCGAAAGCAUUGUGUACCGGGAGAGCGCAAUCCAGAAAGAGCGCACGCUGCAUGCAGGCUUUCUGAACAUGCUUCUGGCGAUUUAUGAGAUAACAGGGCGGCUUGCCUGUGAGCAGGGGAAGCUCCUCGCAAUCCAGAAAAGGCUAAAGCAAAAUGUAAACCCGGGCAUAAAAGCCAUCAAAGAAAUUAUUGGCCAUAUUGAAAACAUGAUUUCUGACUUUUCAGGAAGCCCUGGAGCGUCUGUAGUGCUUCAGCACCCUAUUAGCAAGCCCGGGAUAGACGGGGGGCUUGACGUUUAUGGCACCCUUGUGAUUUUAUUUAAUAGCGGGGAGGCUUGGACCAGAUUUGAGCUUAGCAUGCUUCAUGAAGACGGCAGCGCCGGCAGGCCUGGGCCCGCCGGGGUGAAAAUAGACUCAAACAGGCUGGACUGCUUGAAUAAAGCGGCCGCCCGGGUUUCUCAAAUAAUGGAGGGCGAUUUAAUGCGCGAAUCGUUUUCAGGCAGCCUGCUUAGACACUAUGCAACAACGCAUAUUGACGGAUUCCAGAGAAGCAGCCGGAAGUACUUAGAAAACACAAUUUGCCUAGCAAAAAAUAUAGUGAGCGGCUCUAAAAGCAUGAAUGCGUUAUUUGUCAUGGAAAAAAUAGAAUGUUGGAAGAAAAAGGACGUUAUAGCUGCAGUUUUUCUGGCAAACUAUAGAGAAAGCAGGAGCUGCCUCAAAAACCCGCACAUCUCUAUUUUAAGGAUGGUUCAUAACGUAAUAGGAAGCGUUUCCCUUGGGCACAGAGUUGCAUAUUGCACUCUCCUAUGCAUUCCUAUACUGUUAGGGGCGCAGGAGGAUUUGCCUCCAAGCAUAGCCAUUUCGGAUCUGCAACAAGCAGAGGCAUUUAAGGACCUCAGCUUAAAUGACACUCGAAUAUACAUCAUUGCGCUUCUCAAAUGCCCGUCAGUUAUGCUGGAGGCCUUUUAUACAUGCUCCAGAAAAGCCUGCGACUUUUGGAUCGCCAGCGGAAGUGCAAAAUCCAUCAAGCCUUACAUCUUGCAUGCAGUGUUUGAGUGUCUGUUCAAAAAAGGGGACAUGGCCGCAGCUUGCGAGCUUUCCGAGCUUAUUUUGCAGGACAACCGCGAGCAAGCGCAGGUCUUGGACCAAGAGCUUCGAGAGGCUUGGGCUUCCAUUUCCAGCGGCAUGCAGGAUAUUUCUCAGGAGUUGGCAUACGCCAUACACAUAUUUGCAGAAAGCGGAAAAAGCCGAUUUUCGGAAUAA